This is a messenger RNA of Diaporthe amygdali, 1602 nucleotides long. RefSeq lists its product as uncharacterized. The record is from RefSeq and is a predicted model, not a curated record. Bases 1 to 1602 code for a protein of 533 amino acids. The transcript is spliced from 4 exons. Gene Ontology annotation, molecular function: heme binding; oxidoreductase activity. NCBI's taxonomy places the organism in Eukaryota, Fungi, Ascomycota, Sordariomycetes, Diaporthales, Diaporthaceae.
AUGCUAGAGAAGCUCCCCCACGCCUUCUGGCAGCAAAUCUUUGCCCAGCAUACCUCCAAAGAGAGCUGCUGGGUCAUCCUCUACGGCAAUGUCUACGACGUAACGGACUUCCUCUCAGAACACCCCGGCGGCUCCAAGAUCAUCCUCAAGCUCGCUGGAAAAGACGCAACCGAAGAAUAUGACCCCGUCCAUCCUCCCGGAACCAUCGAGGAGAACCUCAAGCCCGAGGCAAGACUGGGCCGCAUCAACGCAGACAGUCUGGCUCGCUCAAAUUCGGCAGCCGGCAACGACAAUGCGUCCUCCGGCUCCUCAUCACAAACCCCAGCAACCGCCCAGACCUCGAGCCAGAACACAGCGGUGGAGAAGUACGUCCGGCCACCACUAGACCACCUCCUCAACCUGGACGAGAUAGCCGAUGCCGCCCAACGGCUCGUCAGCGAUAAGUGCAAGGCAUAUUACUACUCCGCGUCCGACGACCUCUUCUCCAAGUCCUACAAUAACACCGUCUACCGCAAUAUCCUGCUGCGCCCACGCGUUUUCGUCGACUGCACGGCGUGCGACACCUCGACCAGCAUCCUGGGCCAGCUGGGUGUCAAGACGCCCGUAUUCGUGUGCCCAGCGGCCAUGGCGCGGCUGGCGCACCCGGACGGCGAGGCGGGCAUCGCCAAGGCGGCGGGCUACUUCGGCGCAUGCCAGGUGGUGUCCAACAACGCGAGCCAGACGCCCGAGCAGAUCGUGGCCGAGGCGCAGGAGGGCCAGGUUUUCGGCUGGCAGCUGUACGUGCAGAACGAGCGGAAGAAGAGCGAGGCCAUGCUGGCACGCAUCAAGAAGUUGAACAAAUUCUACAAGUUCAUCGUCCUGACCCUCGAUGCCCCGGUGCCCGGCAAGCGCGAGAUGGACGAGCGCCAAGGCCUGGCGGACAGCGGCGCCCCUGCCGAGAGCCAGGUCGACUACCCUGCCAUCGGCGGCAAGAAGGACGCCGGCCCCGUUGGCGUCGGCCAGGCCAUGUUCUGGGGCACCGCUGCGGACCUGACCUGGAAGACGACGCUGCCCUGGCUCAAAGAGCACGCCCCCGAGUUCCCCGUCGUGCUCAAGGGCGUGCAGACCCACGAGGACGUCUUCCUGGCUUACAAGUACGCCCGUGAGAACCCCGGCACCUUGCGCGCCGUCAUCCUGAGCAACCAUGGCGGGCGGGCGCUGGAUACGGCCCCUCCUGCGGUGCACACCCUGCUCGAGUGCCGGAAGUACUGUCCCGAGGUGCUGGACAGCAAGGAUUUUGAGGUCUGGGUCGACGGAGGCAUUCGAAGAGGCACGGAUGUGGUCAAGGCGCUGUGUCUGGGUGCGAGGGCGGUGGGUAUUGGGCGUGCGCCACUCUGGGGACUGGGUGCUGGUGGAUGGCAGGGCGUCUACCGCACAUUCGAGAUCCUUCAGGCCGAGAUGGAAACGUGCAUGAGGCUGCUUGGGGCCAAGAGCAUCGAUGAGUUGGGCCCAAGAUUCAUAAAUUCACGAGUGGUCGAAAGAGAUAUAUACGAUGGCGAGCCGGGACUAGACAAGAACGGACUGUGGGAGAAGGCCGCGUCGGUCGUCAGGUCGAAACUGUAG